GUAUACCUCCGCCGGCAGAGGAAAUGCUCCUAGACCAAUCACAUCUGUGUUUACACCAUCACCUGUCAAACAGACACCUUCUGCUACAUUUUCUCUCUGAAAGGUAGGCUUUCUACGUUUAUUUAUCCUCGCCUUUGUUUCUGUAUAUGAACAGCGUGGAUGCCGCCUCAGUGGAGGUAAAGCUGCAUUAAAAAAGCCGGUUCGACGAUGAGGAGAAGCAGCCAGGGUUAGUGAGGUUAGCGCCCCCGGAGCCUGCGAUCAGGAGCUGGUUAUCUGCCCGUCUGGCUCGCUUUUUUAGCCGAUUAUCAGUCCUUGCGCCUUAUCAUCCCCCGGCUGAGGUCGGAGCACAGCACUGUUGUUAGCUCGGCAAAGCAUGCUAAAAUCCUCCGCUACAUUUGUCCGCCUGCGUUAGCAGAGGUUAACUUAGCCUCGAAGCUAACAUGAGCAACCAUGCAGCUCAUCCUGAAGCUAGCAGAGGAGAGAUGCGAUUAGCGGAAUGUGAGCUAGCAGGAUGGAUUAAUCUCUCAGACAAUAUUCCUCAUUUAUAUUCAGAGAUUUGGUCACACUGCGAAAGUCUAAGCCAGAUAUGAUGCAAACUUAGCAUUUAUGUGUAUUAAGAGUUAUAACAGCGUUAUUUGUUUUCUCCCUUUCUUUCUAUUUUCCACACUUUAUCGCAUUUAGUCGUUAGCAAAAUAACACUAUGGUAGCAGGUGAUCAUCUGCGAAGGCUGGACAGAUUAUUACUGAAUGGAACAUUUUUAGAAUAGUAAAAUAUGAAGACCAGCGUUAAAAAAUGUACAUCAUUAUUGUAAGCAAGAGCGAGAUUAAUAAAUCUGAUAUAACAUACGCCUUACACCGACCGGCUAGGAUAUUAUGAAAACCUGGACUGUGUAAUGCAACUCAAUACAACAGCUUUUACAGAGCUUUGAUUUUUGAUAUUUAAUAUUUAAAUUGGAAUGGUCAGGCAGGUAAAAACAGCAUUUUACAAUAAUACCUUUUAUAAUAAUAAUAAAUUCAAAGCAUAAUAAUAACCAGCCAACAAAAGCUGAAAGUUUGAAAGCUCCCUUAAAGUAACAUUUGUGUUUGGUCUGUUGUAUAUUAAACUGCACGUGUUGAUAACAUUGGGGCUGGAAUGAUUUGUCUCAGUUCAUCCAAAAUUGUGGACAAAAGCGUCUGCUAAAUGACAUUGUAACUAUCUUACACAACAUAUAUUACACAUACACUAUUACUAAUGUGAUCUGUGGUGAUAAGAUUGCACUUUUUUAACAUAUCAGGGUCUUAACUUUGCAAAAUGACUAUAGCUGUCAAAUAAAUAUAGGUUUAGAUGAAGAAAAAAAUAAACAUUUUUGCAGUGAAGUAAAAUCUAUAUAACUUUGAAGCUGAAUGACUGGACACAAACUACACUGAGCUUUGCUUCAUUAUUAAGCUCAAAUAUAUAUAAAUUUUAUCAAAUGGGUUGCUGUGAGAAAAAACAGAUUUCAGGGACAUUUUUGAGGAUGAAAACUUGACACUUAGAGGGUCUGGUUAGCAAGCAUUUUGUUCUUGAAGACCACCGUAGCUUCAGCUAUGGAAGGAGUGAGCAUGAGAGCGUUUUGAUCUGGCACAUAGACUGUAUAUAGAAUGGACAGCGUCCGCCUCCUCAAUGGGUGAAGCCACUCUGAGAACAGCACCCUCUGUUGAUGUGCUGCAGUACAGGUCAUAAAUUACGCAUCCGCCAGCAAAGCUUAUGGAGCUGUGGACAAACUUUAGAAAUUUAUUACACAGAAUAUACAUUUUUCUCCCCCCUGCUUGCGAUGUUGACAGGUAGUUAGAGUAAGACUGGUUUGUGCUCAAGUCCUCUUUUUUUCUGUGACGCUCCGUUUUUAAAAGUUAUUAGGGGGGUUUCAUGUUUCUAUGAUUAACACUUGAUACAGCCUAUGGGCGUUCAAGGAUUGCGUAGCUCACCCGGGGAUACACUGUUUGAGUCGAGCGUCAUCACAGCGGCUCUUGGUGACUCUCCCAAGAGUAUGCGUACAAUGCUCGUGCGCAAUGCUCGUUUCAGGAAACGAAGAAAAAUCGCUUAAAUACCAAGAGCUUUUUGGGUUCAAAUCUGUAUCCUGGCGGUAGGCGGAACCAAGUUGUCCAUAGUAUAUACAAUCUAUGAUCUGGCAACUGACUGCUAGAUAUUCCCGUUUCUAAAUCCUGUAAAGCUCCUUUGAGGAACUGUGCUUUAAUGCUGGCGCCCCCUGUGGCCAGAGUGGUACCUGUUUUUUAAUUUCUUUGGACUUCAUAUCCAACCAGCAACUGAAAAAUGUUAGCUUUGAGGUUGUUAAAUUCAGCGGUUGUGUUGUUUUGCAGCUUGUUGUGUCAUUUUCUUGAGCUGUGUGAUACAUUUACUCUGUGAAAUCGUAUUAAAAUCAUGUUCGUCAAGUGUUCAACAUGUUUGUGCAUCAUUUCACGCUAUUUUGAAGAUGCUUUGCAGCACAGAAUGAGUUGUUGUUGUCUGAUUGAGCUGCUGUGGUGUUUAGUUUCUCCUGUUGAUGAACAAGAAGCUGAAAAGAUAGGAGCGUUGUUUCUACCACGAGUGCUGUAGUUUUCUGGUUACCUUUGUGCUUGAUUAUUUCAGCUGUUUGAAAGUAAAAAAGUGUAAAAGCAGGGUCAGGCAGAGAGAGUCGGAGAAGGAAAAGAAAGGAGGAGGGGUGAAUCACAUUCAGACAGUGUAAGGUGCGGUGCAGUGCAGUGUGGGUGUUUACAGUAUUAACCCAGCCUCUGUGCUCUACAGCUUUUUGAUUUACAGUGUUUACUCUCAGUCUCUUACUUUAUUUCCUCAGGAGCUGAAACACACACUCACACUGAAGCGCCUACGGUAGCCGCUAACUGGACGGACUCUCUGGCAAUUGACCUUUUGCAGGUAAGCCUGGACUCACUUUGAGCAGUAAAGGUAUAGUGCGCCACUUCAUCCACAACUUUCUAAACUUGGCAUUACUUCCCCAAAGACUUUCUUCCUCCUCCUCUUUUUUGGAGCUACUUUUCUUAAAAUGUAAAAGCAGGUUUUGGAACGAUUUUACCAGCUGGAGCAGUUCAAGUGUCAGCUUUGAUUUAAAACACACUGGGGGGGAAAGUUUCAUGUCUGAGAUCUUCUGUAAUGAAACAAAGUCAGUGUUGUGUCGGGCCUCUAGCAUCCACACAGUGAGGAGCCUGUUUAUGAGCGAGAGCAACAACCUGAUACCCCGCUUCAACAGUUAAUUAUGAAACCAUUUUACGAUGCUUUUCGAAUUGUGAGCUAUUUUAGCAUCCUAAUGAUUUUAUUUUAGUGCUGCACCAGCAGUUAGUCGCCAUAAAAAAUCCAAUUUCCUCCCUUAAUCACUCGCUCCUCUGUUUUUCAACAAAACAUGCUCAGUCAGGGGAGCAGUGCGAGGAUUUUCAAAAAUGCUUAGGGACGAUCCUGUGAUUCAGUAUCACAAGGAAUGUCAGCAGCAGCAGUUGUUGUUUUUAGUCCCGCACAGCUCCGAGUGUGUGACUUGUUAUAACCCCGUCCCCGAGGCUCUGUGGCACCCUGUGUUUGUCUGAGGCAGCUCAGUGUUAAUUGGAGCAUCUCAGGUGUAACUUGCAGCACGGGUGCGAUGCAGCGAAACCACAGAGCCAGCAGUUAAUCUUCAGGGGCUUGUGGGGAGAAAAUAUACAACAGUGCAUCGAGGGACAGAAGGUAGAAAAGUUUCUGGUAACCUUCGUCUGCCUGAGUGUGUCAAAUCUUCAUCUGGACACCAGAAAUGAUUCCUCUCCUGUCGUCAUAAAGUUUUAUUCAUCUGUCCUUUUUUUUUGUCCUGUCAGUGGAAUAGCGGAAUAAGUCUUGAACCAUGAGCUCAGUGGCAGUGUUGACCCCGGAGAGCUUUGCGGAGCAUCGCAGUGGCCUGAAGGACCAGGAGAUUACAGGUAACAUCUGCACGUCAUCCACUUACCCGAGUUCUUUUUCAUUGGACGGGUUUCACCUCAGUGGCCCAAGCUAGUUUGUCAUGGAGAGGCCCAAGGGGGUCAGGUUAACCAGACCAGGUUUCCUCUCUCCUGUCUCAGUCGUGCAUUUUGGGUUUCUGUCAUUCCAAAAACAUCCCAAAGAUGAUCUCAUUUUGUGCUGAAUGUGCCCGUUUUCCACAAUUUAAGAUGAAAACACAAAAUUGAAUUUGUUUGAGGCCAUGAAAUUAUUUUGACCUUAAUUUGAACCCGCCUCUUCUAUCCAUCCUCGCAUGCACACCAUGUUUUUUCUGCCUCCCUCCUUGUCUCAUUUGCCUUCGUCCCUCUGGUCCAGGUUGUGUCCCCGAGGAUGAAGCCUACAUCCCCACCUACCUGGAGGCCUUCCCUCCUCUCCCUGAGAAGGGGGCACCGGGGGACAAGGCAGGGGAGCCGGCUCCAGCAUGGGGGAGUAAGAUCAGGCCCAUCAAAGCCUCUGUCAUCACCCAGGUCAGAAAACUGAACACACACUUGGACUUUUACAUCCUGACAUGCACGGGGAUGACUUUACUGCAGACUGAAUGAAAAUAAGCAAAUGAGAGGUGUGGCUUGAAAUCCGAACCCUCUCCUGUGUGUACUUGUAGGUGUUCCACGUGCCCCUGGAGGAGCGUCGCUACAAGGACAACAGCCAGUUUGGGGAGGGCGAGGAGGCGAAGGUGUGCCUGGACAUUAUGCAGAGGACUGGGGCCCACAUUGAGCUGUCCCUGGCUAAAGACCAAGGCCUGUCCAUCAUGGUCACCGGCAAACUGGACUCUGUGAUGAAGGCUCGCAAGGAGAUCGUGGCACGGCUGCAGACGCAGGUAAAAUCAGUGUCACCCUUUUAUAGCUGUGGGAUGACGCGUAACUGAUGUUGACCAAAGUGCUCGUUAGAAGGAGUUUUGGCUGGGGAAAAGACGGAAACUGAUGAUUAAGCAUUUGAUAAAAACUAACAAGAUUGUAAGGACAUGAAAAUGGGUUUGACAGCAUGUAGACAUGGCGAUAUGUCGCUGAUCUCAUUGCUGAUCUUCACAACAUUUGGUCAGAGAAACACAGCGAGAGCUUGAAAAUCCUCUCUGUGCAGGCUGGCUGUUUUGGGACAAAAAGUUGAGCUGAAAAAAUGACCGUCAGCUCCCCGAGGGCGGGAGCUCAGCAGCAAACAUGCUGAUUUCCACUUCAGUGGGUGCACUAAGGUUCACCUGUACAGCUGAGCUGCAGUUAUUGAUACAAUAAUGCAGAAGAACUCUGUGUCCUCUCCUCUCUCUGAAGGACGAACACUUUUGUUGUAUUUUUUAUUGUUGUUUAUCCGCAGAAACUCGUAUAUCUUCUUAUGACUGUCAGUUUUAUGUUGAGAUGUGUCCUUGUUGAGCUGGAAAAUAAUCUGAUGGUGUAAAACUGUGGAAACUGAAGCUGCUCCUUUAACAAUCAUGGAUCCAUGUGGAUCUGUCCAAACCUCAACCCCUAAUAGAAGUCCGUGUAAUGCUAAUAAACCGAGCUCGGCCAAAGUUUUCAGCUUUUCCUCUCUCCUAAAACUCUACCCCUCUCACCCAGGCUUCAGCUACGGUUGCCAUCCCCAAGGAGCACCAUCGUUUUGUCAUCGGUAAGAACGGCGAGAAGCUGCAGGAGCUGGAGCUGAAGACCGCCACCAAGAUUGCUAUUCCGCGACCCGACGACCCAAGCGCUAAUAUCCGCAUCACCGGCACGAAGGAGGGCAUCGAGAAGGCUCGUCAUGAGAUCCUUCUGAUCUCUGCUGAACAGGUAAGGCUUGGAUUUUUUUUUGUAUUGUUGAUUCCUUAACCAUCGCAGCCAUCCUCAAUCACUCAGAAGUUAACCAAUAAUGUAUUCGCCUCCAGGACAAGCGUGCCGUUGAGCGUCUCUCCUUGGAGAAAGCCUUCCACCCCUUUAUUGCCGGCGCCCACAACCGCCUGGUGCAGGAGCUGAGUCAAGAGACGGGCGCCCGCAUCAGCAUCCCACCACCAAGCCUGCCCAAGGAUGAGAUUGUUAUCACAGGGGAGAAGGAGGCUGUCGCUAUGGCACUCAACCGUAUCCGGGCUAUCUACGAUGACAAGGUGAUGUUCCAAAAAUCUCUAAAACCAUUCAUUUUUUAAAACUUCUUGUUUAUCUCACAUCGGCGUCCUGAGAACCAUCAUUCCAGCAGUUUUGUGCCUCUGCCUGAAACACUUUUUGUUUUGGCUGCUUUUUCAGGAAUAAGAAGUUUGACAUGGCUCAUCGGGUGUUACUUUUUACACAGUCAUGUAGUCAUGAAACAGCCUGAAAGUUAUACCUGUACAGAAAAUGUCUUCGGCUCACAGUUAGCCCCUCAGCAGCAAAAAGUUCCACCCUUUUCGGCAAAAAUGAACUGUUAAAAGUUAAGAAAAUAUCAGUAUCUCAUAACUAGGGUGAAAAAACUAAAUCAGAAGAAACUCUGAUUUGAUCACAGACAACAAAACCGACUACUUUUGGUUUCUUUGAUUUUGAACAUUUUGUGAAUUUGCUCCCAGUUGGUAAAACUCGACUUUUUCACCUCAGUUUGUAGAAAAGAGGUUUUAUCGUCCCUGUAAACAGAGCUGUCUGUGAAACUUCUGCUGCACACGAAUUUGAAUUCUCGAUGCGCGUGAACAACAAAAGACUGAUGGAUGAAAGAUGGAGAGGAAGAGUGUCUCUGCCUGUGUUUACCAGAUGAAGAUGGUGAUAGGCAGGCCGGAGGUAACGUGGCAGGAAAAUUGGAUUUCCCGAGAGAACAACAGGAUGAGAAUGCUAAUGACAUUUAGUGGAAGAGGCUGAUUUUUUAUUUUUCAUUUGUGUUCUGUUGCUUUCACCUGAUCCCUUUAAAUCUCUUAUUUUCUUUCCCUAAACUCAUACCAGCUUUCAUCUGCUUCUUAAUUUUUGUUUCCUCAAUUCUACUUUCAUCAUUGUUUCCAAUUUUGCCCUGCAGAAAAGGAAGACGACCACCAUCUCUGUGGAGGUCAAGAAGUCGCAGCAUAAGUACAUCAUAGGACCAAAGGGGAACACCCUGCAGGAGAUACUUGAGACCACAGGGGUGUCCGUGGAGAUGCCUCCUCUGGACUCGGGCUCGGAGACUAUCAUCCUCAGGGGGGAGCCUGACAAGCUGGGGCCGGCACUCACACAGGUGUACGCGAAGGUAAGGAGGAAAAGGAGGAUAAAGAUUUUCUGAGUGAGGAGAACGUUUUUUGGGCCCUGAGGUGGCACUGCAUUAAAAACAGAUGCCUGACUCUGUAGUGGAAGUCACUACAUGGGCUCAAAAUCACUUCGGAGGUGUCUGUGAACGAGGUUUUGCAGCUGCAUCCUCAAAUGUUGGUUGAAAUUGAACUAUGAAAGGAGAAAAUCUAAAUCAAAAAUCACAAUAGACGCUUUUUUUGGAAAUCAUGAACAUUACAACCUCAGCUCUAAAAAAGGGGAGGAGCCAUAAGCAUACUCAAUACAUCCAGGUGAUCAUACUAGUUAAAACUACUUAUUUAUGCUGUCUGUAUCGCUCAGUCUGUUUUUUGUUGCUUGAACUUUUGCGUCUGUUGCAGGCCAAGAGUGUGAUGGUGGUGGAGGUGACCGCUCCGGCUUGGCUGCAUCGCUUCAUCAUCGGAAAGAAAGGACAGAACAUCGGGCGGAUCACACAGCAGCUGCCACGGGUAAGAGGAGAGAGAGAAAAUCGCAGCAGCAUCUCAGAGUCUCCUCGUGACUUGGGCUGAGAUGUGACUUGUUUACUAACCAGCGAAUCAGGAGAGGUCACAGUCAGAUAGAUCUUAAUUAGUCUGUGUGUGUGUGUUCGUCUGUGUGUGUCUAGGUUCACAUAGAGUUUACGGAUGGUGAAGAGCGCAUCAGUCUGGAGGGGCCGACAGAGGAGGUGGAGCAGGCUCAGGCCCAGAUACAAGAGAUCAUCAAGGACCUGGUGAGUGCUUCCUAUCUCUCAGUCACACACACACACCGUUAAAUAGAGUCAAUUAAGUUUCCUACAAACCGCAGAGUAAACUUUUCAAAUAGUGGAGGAUCUGGGAUGAAAUCAACGUCAAGUGUUAAAUGUUUGUGUGCAGCUGGUGAGGAUGGACUACACUGAGAUCAUCAUCGAUCAGCGUUUCCACAGACACCUCAUAGGAAAGAACGGGGCAAACAGUGAGUACUAAUGAACCUGUUUUUAAACUGGCUACAGCUUCAGUUUAAGACCUGGGGUUUGCGGUUUUUAAUCCUUAAAGGAUGAGGUUUAAAAAAUGAUAAAGAUAUCAUUUUUAACUUUUUUGUCACUCAUCCAUCUCUCUUUGUCUUCAGUCAAUCGGAUUAAGGAGCAGUACAAAGUAUCUGUAAGAAUCCCUCAGGACUCUGAGCGGAGUGGCCUGGUUCGGAUCGAAGGAGACCCUAAAGGAGUCCAGCUAGCGCGCAGAGAGCUCAUUGAGAUGGUUCAGAGGAUGGUAAGGAACAGGUCGAAGGUUAAGUCGAUUGUCCGCGCAGACUUUGUAGGUUUACCUUUUUUAUUCUUAUCCGCAGGAAAAUGAGCGGACCAAAGAUCUGAUUGUGGAGCAGAAGUUUCACCGGACAAUCAUCGGCCAGAAAGGAGAGAAGAUUAAAGAAGUUCGGGACAAGUUCCCUGAGGUUAUCAUUUUCUCCAGCCUGCACUAAAACACUUCCUCCUGUUCAAGUUUUUGAAAACGAUAAGCUUUGAUCUGACGAGUGUUAUCUCAUCUUUAUUUUAGGUCAUUAUUAAUUUCCCUGACCCAGCACAGAAGAGCGACAUCGUCCAGCUGAGAGGACCGAAGAAUGAGGUGGAGAAAUGUGCAAAGUUCCUGCAGAAAAUCAUCGCUGACCUGGUUCGAUCCGACAUCUUAUUUCAUUCUCUCCUGAUUCGUCUCUGUUCCUCUUUACCCCGACCUUACAGCUGCCUUCUCUCUCUUUCAGAUCGAGAACAGCUUCUCGCUCUCUGUUCCUAUCUUCAAGCAGUUUCACAAAAACAUCAUCGGGAAGGGGGGUGCUAACAUCAAAAAGGCAGGCGUAUUCACUCAGAUACAAUCUAUUUUUUUAAGGUGAUGUUGGGUUGAAAAUACAAAAUAACAGACGUUGUCAACACUUUCAGAUCCGCGAGGAGACCAACACUAAGAUCGACCUGCCGACGGAGAACAGUAACUCUGAGAUGAUUGUCAUCACAGGCAAGAAAAGCAACUGUGAGGUGGCUAAAGACCGGAUCCUCGCCAUUCAGAGAGAGCUGGUGAGACGCAAAGCCUGCAUUGUUUUUUUUGUACUCGCCUUCCUUUCUUUCCUCUUGACUAGGCGGCAGUUUUAAGAAAGAAAUGAAUGAGUUGUCAUGAAUCCUUUUACAUUUGACAAAGAGAAGUGCAUAUUGUUGGUCUGAUUGGAUAAACUUUAUUCAAGGUCCACUUACUGGCUUUUAUUCUUCUUCUGUGAAAGAAAUGGCUCUAUUGUCAUCAUAGCUGUAUCAAACAAUGAGUAAUCUCCAUGGCAACCAUUUGAGAUGACCAUGAGAUGUGGUUGAAUGCAACGUGUGGCUUAAAUAAUUCCGUUACAAUCUGAUUCAUCUCCAUGUUCCUCAUUUUCCACCAUCGACAUCUUAUUAAGGCAGAAAUGGCCCUAAAAAAAACAUGCUCUCAUUAACUUUCAGAGUUUAAAGGUGCAGUCUGUGUUUUUUGGAUCAGGUCAAAGAUAUAAUACAGAGGCUCCCUGUUUCUCCUCCAGGCCAACAUUAAAGAGGCAGAGGUCACUAUCCCCGCCAAACUACACAACUCCCUGAUCGGCUCUAAAGGCUGCUUGGUGCGGUCCAUUAUGGAGGACUGCGGCGGUGUCCACAUCCAUUUCCCCUCCGAGGGCUCUGGUUCAGACAAAGUAACCAUCAGAGGGCCUGCAGGAGAGGUGGAGAAAGCAAAGAAACAGCUGCUGCAGCUGGCUGAAGAGAAGGUGACAACAAGAACAAGUCUUAAGAGCAUUUAAAGAUGACUUCAGCGAUUACUUAACCCAUGUCCUGUCUAUUUGCCGUCUUUAGCAAGUCAACAACUUCACAGCCGAGCUCCAGGCAAAACCAGAGUAUCAUAAGUUCCUGAUUGGCAGAGGCGGGGCCAACAUUCGCCGUGUGCGGGACAGAACAGGGGCCCGAAUUAUCUUCCCGUCACCAGAUGACACAGAACAGGAGCUGAUCACCAUCGUAGGGAAGGAGGAAGCCGUUCGUCAGGCUCAGAAGGAGCUGGAAAGUCUGGUCAAAAACCUGGUGAGCCAGAUUCGCAAACUGUUGUGCAGUUAUUUGUGGACCUCCUGAAAGUUUCUUUUGUAUUUCACAAAAGUUUCUGAAGAUUCUUGCUUAAGUUUUCCAGAAUCUAACAAAAAUCUGGAUACUAGAAAAUGCUUUUCAGGACUAACCGUACAUCUUUUACUCCAUCCAUGACCCUCUUUAAGCUCCAAUACCAUGCCGCUUAAUUCGGCCUUUCUCUUUUUGUUUUUUAUCUUCGGUCUCCUUCUCCAGGACGACGUGGUUGAGGACAGCAUGGUUGUAGAUGUCCGUCACCAUCGCCACUUUGUGUGUAGGAGAGGUCAGGUGCUGCGUGAGCUGGCUGAGGAGUACGGAGGAGUCGCUGUGAGCUUUCCUCGUACGGGAGCGAACAGCCAGCGGGUCACUCUGAAGGGAGCAAAGGAUUGUGUGGAGGCGGCCAAGAAACGCAUCCAGGAGAUCAUCGAGGACCUGGUAAGAACAUCUUUCACUGUAAAUUUCCUUUAAAUCAGUGUUGUUUGUGUUCAGUGCCAUUGUUACCCAGCAGUCCCCCAUCUCUCCCCUCUCUCCUGGUAGGAGUCUCAGGUGAGCGUGGAGGUAGCAAUCCCUCAGCGCUACCACCGAGCCAUCAUGGGGCCUAAAGGCUGCCGCAUCCAACACAUCACUAGGGAGCACGAGGUCCAGAUCAAGUUUCCUGAGAGGGACGACAACGCUGCAGGUAGACACACAACACAACAAGUGUCCACAUGAUGUAACAUGCUUUUAUAGACUUAUUAUAUGGAUCCAACAUCUGUGGUACAAUUCCAGGUCAGGAAGGCCCUCCACACGAAAACGGGGAUGUCAGCCCAGACGCAGAGUUUGUCCCCCGCAAAUGUGACAUCAUCACCAUCUCUGGGCGUGCAGAGAAGUGUGAGCUGGCUAAAAUGGCCCUACUGGUAGGAGACACUUCACUUGAGUUACACACACACACACACACAGGGUGAUGGGUUUUUUUCUCCUUUUUAUUUAACACUGUUUCCUGUUUAAGGCACUGGUCCCCAUAACAGAGGAUGUGGAGGUGUCCUAUGAGCUUCAUCGCUACAUCAUCGGACAGAAAGGCAGCGGCAUUCGGAAGAUGAUGGAGGAGUACGAGGUGAAGAUGCUAACUGCUUCUAUGCUGCCACCUUCUGGCUAAAAGGCAGAAACAAACAGUAGUUUAAAAUAGACCUUGGUGUUGUAAUAUGGUUAAUCUAAUAUUAGGGUGAAGAAGUGGAGUGUAAACAAUUAGAUCUCCUUAAUUUGGUAGAAUCCAAGAUCUAAUGCACUUUAUCUCUUGUGUGCUGCAGGUGAACAUCUGGGUACCACAGCCAGAAAAGCAGCUGGAUGUGAUCAAGGUGACAGGCCUGGCAGCUAAUGUGGAGCGGGCCAAACAGGGUUUGCUGGAGCGGGUGAAAGAACUGCAGGCUGAGCAGGAGGAUAGGGUGAGUCAUUUUUACCGUAGAUCUGUUACAGUCCUGAAGGAGCUGAAGGAGUUAUCCAAGUAACCUGGACUUCAUUUGAACCCUAAAUGCAGUAAUUUGUGCCAAAGGAGCCCCGACCAAGUACUGAGAUCUCUGCUGUAUUGUCUCUGUUUUAGGCUCUGCGCAGUUUCAAGGUAACCAUGUCCGUAGAUCCCAAGUUUCACCCCAAGAUUAUUGGACGAAAGGGAGCGGUCAUCUCUCAGAUCAGGAAAGACCAUGAUGUCAGCAUCCAGUUCCCCGACAAAGGAGACGAGCAGCAGGUCUGUGUUUGAAACGCCAAGAAAGGAUUUACUUACCCAGAAGUCAGCGCUGUUGAGUUACAUAUUUCCUCCUCCGUCCCCUCCUUCAGGAUCUGAUCGUGAUUUCGGGGUACGAGCGCAACGUGGAGGAGGCGCGUCAGGCCAUCCAGCAGCUGGUGGCUGAGCUGCAGGAGAUGGUGAGCCAGGACGUUCAUCUGGAUCCAAGGACCCACGCUCGCAUCAUCGGAGCGCGAGGCAAAGCCAUCCGCAAACUGAUGGAGGAGUUCAAGGUCAGAAGUUCAUGCUGACUAUAGUUUUAGAUUUGUGGUCCACCUGUUGGUUUUGAUUUACCUUUAACGUGUUGUUGUUGUUUUUAGGUGGAUAUCCGGUUCCCUCAGCCAGGCUCAGACGAGCCCGACAAAGUGACGGUUACAGGUCUUCCAGAGACUGUAGAUAACGCCAUCGAUCACCUCCUCAACCUGGAGGAGGAAUAUGUGAGUUCAGAGAGAAGGAAAAAACACUGAGGGUUCUUCAGUCCUCUUUUUUAUUAAACUAAUUUAUCCCUUCAAUGUUAAUGCUUGAAAAAAUGAGAGAUUCAGAAAGUGAGAUUGAUUUCAUGAGAAUUGAUUUGGCCUCCAUCCUCUUUCAGAUGCUCAGUGUGACAGAGACAGAGACCUUGGCGGCGUACAUGAAGCCUCCAUCUCGAUACGGAGGAGGGGGCGGAGCUGGAGGACUGGAUGAUAGCAGUGGGGGACCAACGAAGGGCUUUGUGGUUAGGGACGCCCCCUGGAACGCAGCAGGGAACAAGGUCUGACGCCUCAUUACUCACUUUAACUCCCAUGAGUCCUUACUCUUGCACAGCCGGCCUCUGAUACAUUCCGUGUCUGUUUUCUUUUCAGGCUCCUGACAUGAGCAGCGCCGAGGAUUUCCCCACCUUUGGGACGGGCGUUGCGCCAAAGCAGGCAUCUGCCUGGGGUCCAAAAAAAUUCUGAAGCCGCUGAAAUGAAGGAAAAACUAAACUCCUGUAAAGUAGAUGAUGAGAGAUGAAACAGUUCUCAAAUCAAAUUGCUGCUCGCCUUUCUCCCUCCUCCUCUUCUCUCUAGUGACCUCCCUUUGUCUCUCUUCUCCUCCCAAAACCAGCCGCGAUGAAUUCUGGGAGAACAAUCCCUUUUUUAAAAUAUCAUCUGUCUCUCUUCUUAAUCCCUCCUCCUCCUCCUCUUCCUCUUCCUCCGUUCCUGAGAGAAAAAAAGGAAUAUUUGAGUGCUCUCUUUGUAGUUUUGCUGUCCAGCUCUGCCUCUUGGUUGCACCAACACUCGCCGGUCCUGAUGAAAUAUUUCAAAAACCGUCCGCCACCUCAGUCUGCAAAAAUCUCCACGUAACAAUCAAACUGUCACUUCACUCUGAUACAUUAGAACGUAGUGAGUCGUACAAGUAGAAACAGAGGAAUUACCCAAGUACUGAUGGGUAAAAUCUGAAUUUUAAGCUGUUAGAAGGGGAUUUUAUUGGCUCACCUUUCCAGUAAUGUGUGGCAGCAGGUGAGGCAACGAGCCCUUUGUAUGUGUGUGUGUGUGUGUGUGUGAUGGUGGGUUCAGGGGAGUUUUUCUACCCACAAUUGCUCGAAGAACUCCCCACUUUUAUUUAUAUCGGAGCUGGGAGCAAAAACAGCUGCUGUAGUCGACUAUGUGGACAUUUUGAUUUUUUAAAAUGGUAAUGAAACAAAAGAAAUGGAAGUCUGUUUGUUUGUAAUGAAGGUUGUUUUACUGUUUAUUUAUUUUGGGGGAAAAAAGGAGCCAUUUUAUUUGAACAACUGUGAUCAUGCGUUUUUAUAAAAGCACCCACUGUAGCUUGAUGCUUUACAACCUUCUGUUUGGGAGUGAAUGCUGUACGUCAGGGUUUGGGCACAUGUCAACAGUUGUUAUGUGUAAGUGUACAAAGAACUUUUCGCUAUUUUUUUAAAACUGUGUCGGAUUCUUUUUUGUUGUCAGUGGUUUCUGGGAUAUUUGGAAGACUGUGUGCAUGAAUGUGUGCAGGUGGGAGGUCAGGUGUAUGUUUGAAUGAUGCUGAAACAAACUUUUACAUCAUCUUUUUCCAUUUGUCACCCUUUGAUAUACAAUUUUAAUUUUAACGUCCAACAUUGACACAAAGCUGCGUAAAAUCUGUCCUUCCCUCUUUAAGGUGCAGUGUGUAGUAUUCAGCAACAUUUAGUUGAACAGACUUGGUAACAAAGGGAAUAUAUUAUUUUUAAAGUAGCGUUUAAUGACCUGAAUAUAACAACAAUUUUGAUUUUUUUUAACUUAGAAUGAGCAUUUUAUACCUACAUAGGAGCAUCUUUUUCCACUGAGUGACUACACUAGCACAGAACGGACAAACUUAGUGAACGGGAGUGUAAAAUGCACAGAGCAAAAGAUAAAGAAUAUGGUAAAGGUUGCUGUGCACAAAAGACUUAACAUUGAUAGAUGUUUCCAUUGUAUAAGUGUAAUUGGAGGGUCAGAAUUACCGAGCAUCUUGGGAGCUUUUUGUCCUUGAAGGACACCAUCUCUUCACCAGUGGGAGGGGAGCAUUCCAAGCUAACUUUAAAUAUUGCUAAAUAUUCACAUUUCAUAUUUAGUUUUUGCUACUGUAAGUGCUUUAAAUGUACAAAGUAAUAAUUUUUACCAAAUACCUGUUGCUGCUCUGCGGUAUUCCCAGUUCUGAGGCUUAAAUCCAGUUGCUCAACUGCAAAUUUGUCCCAGAUUUUAGCCAUCUGAAUUGAAACAUGAACGAAUAGUUAAACAAUUAACAAAAGAACUACAACACAUUUGAGUUUUAAUGCUCUAACAAGUACCAGUCAAAGUCAGGAGGUUGUUAGCUAAGCACAAAAUUUAGCAAUCUGCCCCUUUACUUUGAAUUUCAACUUAUAUUUGUCUAUUUUGUCUGUUCAUUAUGUCCCAAAAGAAGUCAUUGUGGCUAACGUUCGUUAAUUAGCAAGAGAUACGAUAUCGGGAGCCUAGAGCAAGCCCCGCCCACAAACACGCUCGUGCUCGCUCGUAUCGGAUAUAAUGAAGAUAAAUACUUUAGAUAACUACAAAUGGCGGCGUAGCGGCGCCACAACACGCAACAGGUCCCGUUUUACAGGAAGCACUUCUGUUACAGACACUUGGCUUACUUUGUUAAAGCGGUUUACCUGUCCAACAGAAACGUUACAGGGUCCAUAAGAUCCCGAAGCGUCCCCGGACGUUUAUGCUAGCUUCGUUGACGUUGACGCGGCAUUUUAGCUCUUGUCCAGUCUACCUCCGUUUUAAGCGCCUGUUAUCCCGCCAGAGUCUCCGGUAUUUUCUUCGUUUUCUUGCUUGUGUUUGCAGUCGUGGGUAAAGGAGGAUUCAGACAUUUUUUCGUACAUUCUGGUUGGUUUCUACAGUCCGAUAAUGUAGCACGCUAACUUUGUUUGGGCUCGUGCGCGUUAGUCGAGGACGUUGAGCGUGCCUCACACCACGAGGGAGCAGCGUCUGCCUCACAACCAAUCAGGUUAGGGGAGGCAGAGAAUGACUUGUUAACAGUCAGAAAGAGCGGGCCGCUCAAAAAUUUUAACACAGGCAUAACAAAACACGGCGAUAUCGUGAUAUACCUACGUGUCACCAAUAACUAAUAGCUAUUGACUGAUAUUAAAAGCUUUUUUUGUAUAUAAACCACAAAAAGAUGCUUCUUUAAGGGAUUCCUGCCCACCCCACCUAAUAGCCUCCCCUAAUUCCUCAAAGUAAAGAUAACCACUUCCUGACUUGUGCACUGUAUUAGAGGGAUAUUCUGGCGCAAAAUUACCCUGUAGAGAGAUGAAUGUUGCAGACCGCUUGCUUCUCUAGUUAUACCAACUUUAGUAAUGACCGCGGAUAGCAAUACAGAGAGCCACACGCUCAACCAAAACACGACUUUAUAGCCACAGAUAAUGCUCAGAACAGCACCUAACUUCAUCAACAGUACAUAUAGAGUCCCAGCCAUAGUACUAGUCAUCAAACAUCUUUUUAACUUUGCCUAAUUUCUAUAGCAAAGAGACUAAACACAACUCACCUACUCUCUUCCAGCAGCCACUUGCUUGUACGGAGAUCUCAGGGCGAGUCCAUUGACGCAGUUCAAGACAGAACAUUUAUGAUUAUUUCCUCAUGGGAAUGCAAUCAGACAGAGACACUAAAGCAGAAGAAAUACCGCGUCUGCAGUGCAAAAUGAUUAAUUUGAUGAUUAUUACUUAAAAAAAAUGAUAAAGUAGUGUUCUUCCUUGAGCUGCAUCCCCCCGCUGCAGUCAAUGGACUCGCCCAGAGAUCGCCGUACAAGCAAGCAGCUCGAUGGGGUAUCUAACUCAGUGUUACAGUGUGUUUGACCCUAACUUAAUUUUACGCCAGAAUAUCCCUUUCAUUGCUCGGACAUGAAACAGAAAGAAAGUGUUUACCAAAAGUCUUAGAAAUAUUUAACAAAGCUCAAAAAGAAGAGGUCUGGACUGGGCUCGGAAUUAGAAUAUAAGAAAAACUCAGGGUCCAAUUUUUAAAGUCAAAACUGGUGCAAAAUUUGUCUUCAAAACAGAUUAGAAAUCAAAAUCAGCUAUGCAACCCAGCAGCAGCUCACUUGUAACAAAUGUCUUAAGCUACAGUGGCAUCAUACCAUAAGAUUUUAGAAAUGAAAACUGGCAGAUUGUAAAUUUUUGGUUUAUGAACCUUGAGCGAGUCUGGAUUAUUUUGUGUGUGUCUGUUCUUCAAUGGCAGGAACAAGCUGCUCCUAAGCAGCAGCAACCACCAUUUCUUAAAGAAGCUAUUAAAUCGUCACUGUUGGCCUUAAUGAGUAAUUAGUCUACAGCAUUUUGGAAAAGGUGUGAGUAAGUAUGCAACACUGCAAUAACAUGUCAGUGACCGGACUUUUUUCCUACUCGAAAUAAAACUUGAAAAAGAAAGGAAACUAAAGCAGGAGCAGAUUUUGUCUUUUCUUCAUCUUUUUGUUUCACAGCCCACGUCCACAAAAACACUGAUGUAUCCAUCCUUCUGUGCAUACUGUCUGUCAGUUUAUUUUCAUUUUUUAUAAAUCAGGAAGAUAUGAUUUGUUAUGUAACAGCCUGUACAACGCAACAUAGAGAAAACAAAAAAAAAUGAAAACAAUACAAAUUAAAUUGUACAAAGCAGCAAAGGGCCUUAAACAACCCAUAUAAUAUUUUUCACAUUUUUGAUUGGAAGUUUUUCCUUUGCCCGACCCCGUAGAUCUUUCAUCAGUCAGAUCACAGCUGCUCUUAGAAGACGAAAAAGCUUCUUUAUUAAUCACUUCUGAGUUUGAUUUCUCAAGACUGUGCCUUUAAAAUGUUUCGGGGGCUUUUUGUUCUUUAGCAGGUUGAACUGAUUGGCAACAGGAUUGAGAGCGGUGUAAAACCGAGAAAAAUGCUUUGGGAAGCUGCUCACAUACAAUCAACAUCAGAUGGAUGUUCCGGACUAAAUAAAACCUUGUGUAAAUGUUUGACAAAUGUAAAUCAAUGAUGUAAAUUGAAAUAAAAGAACUGCAGAGCCCUAAUUAAUAACAUUCACAAUGUAAACACCAGCAUGGAGGAUGGGAUUGCAGAUCUCUGGAGGUCCUACCUGUAGAAAGGUAAACACAGACAUGACAGACUGAUUGAUCAUAGUGAAGGUGUACACAGGGAUGGAUUAAACAAUAAUGCAGGAGUGACGUGGCAAACCAGCUAAAAGUUUCCAAUUAGCCACCUUCUUUAAAUCUUGGGAGAUUCUGCCUAAGAGUUUAUUUUUCUAUAUUAGUUUUUGUUGAUUUGGUAGGACAGGUGAAUAUUGUAUUUGUACUUCAUGGUGGUGUAGCCUGCUGGCGUAUGUUAUAUGGAAGGUUUUCUUAUAUCUUCAUAUAAGGAAGGUUGUUCAACUCUGGCACCUUGUCCACACCUACAACUUCAUUUAAAGAACAAUUAUCACCUGUCUCAGCAUGUCAACAAAAACUAAAACAAUCGUAGCUUUGUAGAAGUAUUAUUUAUGGUGUUAUGAUGUAAUGGCUGGCCCGUGUAUGUUAAAAUGACUCCACAGCUAGGCUUAAGCAUAACAUAACCAGCCUAACUAUCUCUAAGUGUUUAUAAUUCUGUGUUUAUACCAUAUUUCCUUAGUUUAUGUAAAACAAAUAUGUAAAAACGUCUAUUCGCGCCUUUCUGUUGCUAGGCAACAGACAUAGAAAACGGCUAAAAUGUACCGGUAGCUAAUUUCAACUGUCAGCACAAAUUUUCAUUUAAAACAUAAAAGUCGUAUUUAAGUAUCGGGUAUCAGGUAUUUCACUGUUAUGAUUCAGAGGUGGCAAUAGGUGGGGUUUGUUACUACAAAAUGUUAAACUGUCCAUCCCUCCUUUAUUAGUCUCUGUACUUAGCUAAUGGCUGAAUGCUUUGCUUAUUUACCGUACGGACAUAAGAGCCAUUAAUAUCCUCACCCAGCUCUUACUGUCUUGAAGUGAAUAAGCGUUUCUCUUAUAGACUAUAUAUAGAAUGGACGCCGUCUGCCUCCUCGCUGGGUGAAGCCACCGUGAGAACAGCACCCUCUGGUGACAGGCUGCAGUAUAGGUCAUAAAUCCCGCCUCCUCCAGCAAAGCUAAUGGAGCUGUGGACAAACUUUAGAAAUUUAUUACACAGAAUAUAAAUUUUUCUCCCCCCCGGCUGCGAUGUUGACAUGUAGUUACUGUAAGACUAGUUUGUGCUCAGGUCCUCAUUUUUCUGUACAGCUCCGUUUUUAAAAGUUAUUCGGGGGUUCAUGUUUUCUUUGAUUGACACCUUGAGCCGAGCAUCAUCACAGCGACUCAUGGCGACUCUCCCACUGAAUGCAUACAAUGCUAUUGCGCAAGUGGUGGUUUCAGGAAGUGGAGAGAAUCUCGGAAAUACAGAGAGCAGUUUGGCUUCAAAUUUGUACAAUGACAGAAAGCAGAACCAAGUUGUCCAUAGUAUAUACAGUCUAUGGUCUCUGUAUUUAGCUUAGCUAACUGUAGGCUUUAGCUCAUUUACCGUAAAGACAUAAGAGCCAUUAAUAUCCUCACCCAGCUCUUACUGUCUAGAAGUGGGUAAGCGUUUCUCCCAAAUUGUAUUUGUUCUCCUUCCAUUGUAUCAAAACCUAUCAUGAGUAUUUUAUAUUUAUGUUUAAAUACGUUGUGAUAAUCUCCCCAGUUGAAUAGUAAGGCUGGCACAUACUCCUAACAUUCGUGGUCUUCAUAGUUUUUAGCUUUCUGAAAGUUUAAGGAGGGUAAGUAUGUCUUCGGCUGUCGAUAUAUCUAUUAAUUCUUCCAGUUUUCUCCACAGUGUAGAGCCUUCACACAGGACGUGGCAAAAUUGAUGCUGGGCCAAAAUAGAAAUGAAAACAGGACUGAGAAAGCAGCAAGACUGCAAAUGUGGAGACAUAGAGAGGACAGCAACAUACAGCACAUGUGUAAACAUUUUUUCUUCCUCCAGUUUUAAAAUCUUCCCCUCCAAAAGAAGUCACAAUCACAAGACGCUCUUGGAUUCAUUCUCAAAUUCAAGUGUUUUUCUGUUUCUAUUUAAAUAUUUUCUUGAAAACAUUGUCACUCUUUUUUUUCUCCUUUUUUUAAAUCCACAGUUCAGUCUCUUUUUUUUGUUGUUUUUGGUGACAAUCCGUUAACGUGCAGGUUGGCAGGGGACAGCUCCUCCCGAAAUAUAACACUGACCAAAGCAGAGGUGAGAAGUAUUAAAGUGAGCGCCACAAGGUAAUGGGGCAGAUUAGCUUGUGAGGAUGAUAAAAAGAAAAAAAAAAAAAGGGGGUGAGAGUGAAAACCUAAACUUGGGUGACAAAAACUAAACGUAGCGAAUGAACUUGCGCCUCAAAGUAAGUUUAAAAAUCGCCCACGAGUGUCCGAAACAUAAAGUGCAGGCAGUGUCUGUUCUUCUUUGAAACCGCCGUAGCCCCUGGCCGUUAAAAGAGUCCAAGAGCCAACAACCGUGAGACAAAAAAAGAAACAAACCAAUACGCUGAAUUGUCAACAAUCCACAGUAGGAACAGCUGGAUUCCAGAGGAGUCUCUUGCUCAAGGCAGGGGUUGGAUUUGGUUGUCAGUUUUUUUAAAAGUACAAGGAGUACCUACAUGGAUCCUCCUCACUCUCACCAAAUUGCCUUUGACUAGCUGCCCUCUUCAUUCCACUCGUAUGAGCAGCCCGUAAAGUAGCGUGCCGCCUUGCUCCUUUGUGAUCCACUCGAUCUCUGAGUUGCUGAAGCGAGGAUCCAGAGGCUCGCUGUGGCCGAGCGUUUGCGGUCCCACCUUGUAGGAGCCGGGACGCACACACACCUGGAAUCCCACCUGAGCGUGGUGGCAGCGGUGAGAACGGGGGUCCUGAAAU
Molecule: messenger RNA, 20242 nt
Organism: Xyrichtys novacula (pearly razorfish)
Lineage: Eukaryota; Metazoa; Chordata; Actinopteri; Labriformes; Labridae
Source: the annotation of a GenBank genome assembly